AGCAUGCUUUCAAGCAAAGGGCUGCGGCCCGCACAUAUCGUUCCUUCUUUACGCUCUCACCAAUGCUCAGCAGGGCGCCCUAAUUCUUCGAGACAGUUUUCUAACAUCCCUCGAAGGGCAGCCUUCUCCGCUCCAUCAUGUCGAACGAGCCGUCUCCAUUCCACAAAUUGGCGAACGGGCGCAAUUAUUUACCCCAUCGCGCUCUCUCCGUCGACUACAGUUCGCAAUGGGUCUUGGUAUGCGCCUUGGUCAUGGGGACGUUCGAGUCAAAACCCAUCAAGUUCCUCAACUCCUGCCGAUGUUGCAGCACCUCCAUCAGCACCCCCACUUCCCACCUCACCUCCCCCGGCAGAACCCGCAGUUAUAAGCCAGACGCCGGAGCUGUCGCCAACAGACAUAGAAAGCCCUGCUGAUGUGAGUAGUGGGUCGUCCUGGUACAAUCCUUGGAGCUGGGGUCGUUCAACUUCGGGCUCUUCAGAUCCGGCUCCAGCUACAAUGUCUAGUGGAGCAUCUUCUUCGGCACAGGAACCGGCCACUACCUCGCAGACACCAGAGCUUUCUCCAGGAACAGUGGACAGCACCCCAGUGCUAAAUGUUCCCAGCUCCGCCCAGGCCACCGAGAAGAAUCUCGAGGACAUCCUCGGCUACGACCCAGCAGCUAAUCCAGCAGAAGCAUCUCUAGGACCAAUAGACCCAUCUCAAGUUACGGAACAUAUCGGAUAUCUGAAGGAAUUGGGCCUGGAUUAUGGUUGGGGCAUCACAUCGACCAUGCAAUGGAUGUUCGAGCAUAUCUAUAUCUAUUCUGGAUUGUCGUGGGGUGGCGCUAUUAUUGUCGGGACGUUGGUGGUUCGAGCCCUUUCCUUGUACCCUUUGAUCAGGACCGCCGACGGCCAGGCCAGAAUGGCGUCCAUAAGCCCCGUCGUAAAGAAAUUGCAAACGGAAUCAACUGAGGCAAUGCGGAAUAACGAUACGCAGCGCUCUCUUCAGCUCAGACGACAAGUCUCGGCCGAAUACAAGCUAGCUGGCACCAGUUUGUUUAAGACAUUCGGCGGCAUGAUAUUCCAAGGCGUGCUAGGAUUCGGAGCGUUCCGACUCUUGAGAGGCAUGGCGAGUCUACCAGUCCCUGGAUUGGAGACCGCCGGGUUCGCCUGGUUUACCGAUUUGACUGUCAGCGACCCGUACUACAUCCUACCGCUUACCGUGGGCCUUUCAAUGCACCUAAUGGCUCGGUUUGGCGGCGAAGCCGGACCCUCAACUCAAGGCGCCACUCCCGGUGUGAAACUGGUAACCCACUACAUUCUCCCAUUUUUCAUGACGACAAUCACCACGUGGCAGCCAGCCGCCUUGCAAAUCUACUUCGGCCUGACGACCAUCCUCGGCAUGGUCCUCGGUCGCACGUUGCGCGUCCCCGCCGUAAGAGACUACCUAGGCAUCAAGCAGAUGCCGACGAAAGAGGCCACGGCGUUCUGGAAGCGCGUUACGGAUGGCGAGAUUCCGUGGGAGGCGGUUAAACGAAAUCCAGACGGCACCAUCACAGUUGCUAAACAGUACCUUCAAGGCCCGAAGAAAUACUCGCUAGAAUACAAAGCCCCAACAUCGACACUCAAGAAACCCGCAUCUUCGCCCGCAUCUAUAUCCACAUCCACAUCCAGAAAACCCUCCUCCGGCACCCCAUCCCCGCCUGCUUCCCCCCCAAAAAUCAACCUCCGCCGCGGCGCAACAAUGCCCGCACACCUCGCGGCACUCAAACCCACACCGCAAGUCGACCCGCAGACAGCGCUCGGCGACUAUGACAUCAACGACGGCCCGCCGGCAGGGAUUCGCGCGAAGAUGGAUUGGUAUUGGCGGAAUUAUAAGCCGGGGAUGCUGUUUCGGAGGGUGAGGUUUUGGGCGGCGGGGAUCAUGGGGAGUGAUGUAGGACAGGCGAAGAUUGCGAGCGAGAGGAAGAAGAAGGCGAGAGAGAGGGCGGAGGAGUUUGAGAGGAGGAGGAGAGAGAGGGGUUAAAUUUGAGUCGGAGGGGGAAGAGUGUGGGAGGGGUGUCUGUAUAUUAGAUUAGGUUGGGGACGGUUACUUUCAUUCGAGCUUUGUGUAAGUACUUGUAGAUGGAUGGAUUGGGGGGGAAGGGGGUGUGCAUGGUGAGAGACGG
Messenger RNA from Lindgomyces ingoldianus, 2146 nucleotides. RefSeq lists its product as uncharacterized. Gene Ontology annotation, biological process: protein insertion into mitochondrial inner membrane from matrix; mitochondrial respiratory chain complex IV assembly. Gene Ontology annotation, cellular component: mitochondrial inner membrane. The coding region runs from base 4 to 2004 and encodes 666 amino acids. The transcript has 3 exons. Gene Ontology annotation, molecular function: membrane insertase activity. The record is from RefSeq and is a predicted model, not a curated record. NCBI's taxonomy places the organism in Eukaryota, Fungi, Ascomycota, Dothideomycetes, Pleosporales, Lindgomycetaceae.